GCCGCUACGGCAGUGGCCACUACUCUGCGUGCUCCAAGUGCAGCCACUGGGAGUACGAUCACUUCGGGAACACGGAAUGCAGCAAGUGUGGGGGAGCGUAUGUCGACGAUGGCGCUGUCAAGCAUCCUCCUGUGCCUGCUGCUGCUCAAGUGGAUUUCGCUGCUGACAUCAACGCGUUGGCGGCCAAGUACCCCGCCUACGCGGCUGCGCUUGGACAGCUCCAAGCAGUCGCUCCGCCGCCGCCCCCUGAGGCGUUCGUCCCUGCCACGGACAACGACAUCGAGAAGCAGGUCGCCGCCAAGCGCACCAUGCUCUCGAAGGCGGUGGAGAUGGCCAGUCGCAAGGAAAGGGUAUUGCAAGCAGAUGUGGAACAACGUCGCCAGGCUGUGGUGCGAGCUCGGGACGUUUUGUUCAAUGCGGAGUCGAAGCACGCGGAGAAGGAGACGGAGCUGCAGCGGCAGCAGCGGCGCAGCAAGCAGCCGCAGAGCAUGCCCGUGCAGUCGCUCGGGCAGCCAUGGGCGUGGGCAAUGAUGCAGAGGCUGGAGGAGUUCAACACGGUGCUGCAGGUGGCCAUCCUGGUGUUCAGGGUGUUCCAGGCGCAGGCGCUUUUCCUGCGGCAGCUGGUCCUCACGGUGUACCUCCCCAAGCUCCAGGACCAUUUGCACGAACUCUCGGAAGCUGAGCUGCAGCGUUUCCACCAGCGGUCGCACCUCUCACCCGAUCAGUGGAUCGAGAUGCGCAAGGUGGCCAUCCAGCAGCGCAGCGCCGAGGUUGAUUUCGACAUGUGUGACGAGGCGCAGAGUGAGGCCGGCACUGAGGAUCCUGUUUCUCCUGUUUUCAAUGAGCUGGCAGCCCUGCGCAAGCGUGCAGCUGAGCAUGGACCCACUCCUGAGGCCUCUGAACGCUACGGAGUCCUGCUCAGCAAGGCCGCCCGCGUCAGGGCAGGCAAGCGCGCCAA
Prorocentrum cordatum is the source of this 958-nucleotide messenger RNA. Lineage: Eukaryota; Dinophyceae; Prorocentrales; Prorocentraceae. The record is from the annotation of a GenBank genome assembly.